GCAGACAGAAAAAUGGCGGACCUGAGGAAAAUCUGUCCUGAAUCUCUGCUUUGCUAUGUCAACUAUUCACGAAAAGCUUUAUUUCAAGGGAAGUUUUUUGUCCUCCUCUGCAUGCUCAUUGUGGAUUCUGGAGGUGCUACAACACACUGGGUUGUCACGGAAGAUGGAAAAAUUCAACAACAAGUUGACUCUCCCCUGAAUCUAAAGCAUCCACACGAUGUUGUUAUCUUCAUGAGACAAGAGACUCGUGUUAAUUACCUCAAGAAGCUGGAGAAGCAGUUGGUGGCUCAGAAGAUACAUAUAGAGGAGAAUGAGGACAGGGACACGGGUCUGGAGCAGAGACACUACAAAGAGGACGCUGACUGCAUCAUGGCUAAGGUGCCUCUGGGAGACCUGGACCUGUACGACGGCACUUACAUCUCAUUGGAGGGCAAAGACAUCAGGCUUGAAGACUACAUGGAUUCCAGGUCAGCUCUUCCCCCAGAUCUCGAAAAGCCAGACUGUGGCAAAGUGUUCGAACUACCUUAUAGCAUUCACGCUUUCCAGCACCUCAGGGGUGUGCAGGAAAGAGCAAACCUUACCUCCCCACUGCUCUCUAAGGAGGAUCCUAUAUUUGGCUCAUUGUCUCAUAAGCUGGGACACAGUAUUGACGAGGUGGGCCAUCGCAUCCAUCAAGGGUUACUGAGGAACUCAUCAUCUUGGGUGUUGUACAACUUGGCAUCCUUCUACUGGCGCAUGAAGAACGAGCCACAGAAAGCAGUGGACUGUGUGGUGCGUGCUUUGCAUUUCUCCCCAAGGCAGCACAAGGAUGUCGCCCUGGUUAACAUGGCCAACAUCCUGCAUCGUGCCCAUUUCUCAGCAGAUGCUGCUAUUCUCGCCCACGCUGCCCUGGAUUUGACCUCGGAUCUGUUCACUAGUCACUACACCUUAGGCAACAUUUAUGCUAUGCUCGGGGAAUACAACCACUCAGUGCUGUGCUACGAGCAGGCGCUGCAGGCCCGUCCAGGCUUUGAACAGGCCGUGAGGAGGAAGCACGCCGUGCUCUGUCAGCAGAAGCUGGAACAACGCCUGGAAGCCCAGCACAGGUCCCUGCAGCGGACUCUCAAUGAGCUGAAGGAGUAUCAGAAGCAGCAUGACCACUACCUUCGCCAGCAGGAAGCGCUAGACAAACACAAGGUUCUGCAGGAGGAGCAGAUCCUUCGCAACAUCAUCCAUGAGACCCAGAUGGCAAAGGAAGCCCAACUGGGGAACCAUCAGAUGUGUCGACUGACCCAGCAGCAGCGCAGUCUUUCCUGCUCGUUUGACCUGCCCGUGCGCUAUCACCGCGGUGAUCUCUUUGAACAUGUUCACUAUGUCCAAUUUGGGGAGGAGGUGUCUGUGGCAUCCAGUGUGGCACUUGUGUCUGAGCGCAACUCAAACCAGACUGCUGCAAACCCCCAACUUCAUCCCUCUGUGUCUGGAGACCAGGACCCUGCAGUCACCCUGUGGGCCAGCGGUCAGGCUCAUACGCAGGACAUGCAAAGGAUAUUGUGGCCCCAGAGGACUGACUGUGCUCACAAGUACCCCACCGUUCCCCCUGCUCACCUGCUGCCGACAUACUACCUGCCUCCUGAAACACAAGGCCUGAGUCCAGUGUCAACUCUGCUGUAUGGGAACAGCAGUCCUCCACAGAGUGUUGUCCUGCCUGCUUGUGAUCCUGUCCCUCAGCCUUAUCCAGCCCUUUUGCCUGCCUCACUAGACUGGACUGUGGAAGGGCAGGAGCUUCCAGAUCCCUCUGCUUCCCGAAUACUACAGUUUCGUAGUGUAGGGUGGACGCUCGAGCAGAUUGGCUCCAGAAUAUCUCAAGCUAUGAAACAAGACAGCGUUCCCCAUUGGCAAGUCUACAAUGAGGCAGCUUUAUUCUGGCGGGCCAAAGGCAAUGGCAGCCGUGCUCUGCAGUGCCUGCGCCAUGUGCUGGGCUCAACCCCACCUUCUCAUCGCCACCUGCCCCUCACCAAUGCUGCUAACCUACUGCUGCACCACGGUUUGGCCCCCCAUGCACAGUCACUACUGGAACAAGCAUUGGCACUUAAUGUGUCAGAGCCACACAUCCUGCUCAGCCUGGUGAGCGUGCAGUUGGCCCAGGGCAAUGUGACAGGUGCUCUGGCCUCGUUCCGCCACACCCUGGAGAUGGCGUUGUCGUCCUCCACUUCAUUCUCCUCGUUUGCUGGCUGUGACCAGUGUCGCGCCAGCCUUCCUCUGCUGCGCUGCCUGCAGUUCUACCCCUUCCUUUACAAUCUCUCACACCAACAGUCCUGUUCACAGGGUGCUGCCUGCAUGGCUGAGGAAGAUUUUGGAAUCCAGCUGGAGGAGUGGGAAAGCAGCGAGGAGAAGCAAGACGCAGAGUCUGUUUCUGCCAUGGAGGACUCUUUGUUGUUUAAAAAGGUCAUCUUGGACAAUAACGGGUCAGACGAGGUAACUGGCCAGCAGGGCGCACCUUCAUCCAUGUCAGGGACAGGUAAAAUGACCUCUGCUUUUGGAGGUGAAGAAGUGGAGGAGGAGUGGCAGCUCAAAGAGGACCUGAUGGGAGCAUUUGAAGGGGCCCUUGAUGUUGGAGGCAAACAUGGAGACUUGCGAGGUAUCCGGGUGCUGAAGAAUGACCGUGUUAUAGGUGCACGAGCCGGCGGAGGGCCCUGCUUUGGAAACUGUGAGGAUGAUGAAGGAACAGAAUGGAUUACUUUCCAGGUAAAGCGGGUACGAAAAACUAAAGCCGAUGGGACAGAGUUUGUUGCCAGCUCGGACGACAGCCAGAACGAGGAGUUGCUUCUCGGCGGAAACUCUGUCUUGGAGAUCAGUGGACCAACUAUCCCAUCCCCUGGACCUUCAGGCCGCUGGAAGGACUAUGCCAGUCUAGGCUGGCCAGGCCCGGAGGAGUGCCAGCGAACACGAAGGGUAGACCUCACAACUGUAGCUAGCACCUGGUUGGCUGUCUCUGCUAAGAACAUUGAUAUCACAGAACAUAUAGACUUUGCAACGCCACUCCAGGAGCCAGCUGCUGAGCCUUUAUGUAACGGAAACCUAGCCGCCAGCAUGCACACUCUCGAUCACCUAGCAGGUGUAGCCAAUCGAGCCGCCAUCCACUACACUGGAGAAAGCCAGCUUCGCGAGGUCCUGCAGAAUCUUGGCAAAGAUAAGUUCUCUGCUCAGUCCUUUGAGCAGGUGGGCACACGCAUUGCUAAAGUACUAGAGAAGAAUCAGACUUCAUGGGUAUUAUCCAGUAUGGCUGCUUUGUAUUGGAGGGUGAAAGGUCAAGGCAAAAGAGCCAUCGACUGCCUGCGCCAGGCCCUAAACUAUGCCCCUCAUCGCAUGAAGGAUGUGCCUCUCAUCAGCUUGGCCAACAUCUUCCAGAAUGCUCGACUGUGGGAUGAUGCACUGACAGUGGCUCGCAUGGCAGUUGAAAUUGCACCGCACUUUGUUGCAAACCACUUCACCCUCGCCAACGUCUAUAUAGCUAUGGAGGAGUUUGAGAAGGCCAUGCGCUGGUAUGAGUCAACGUUAAAGCUGCAGCCAGAGUUCGCCCCUGCCAAAGACCGACUGAGAACCAUUCAAUGUUACCUGCUGACCAAGAGGGAGCGCCGACAACCUUAAACCACUGAUCCACUUUGAUCCCUGCUGGAGCUUGGAACCCUUCAUCACGCACGCACACGUAUUUGUAGACGCUGAUAGUUUUCUCAGAAACUGUUGUGUGUUAAGGUAGGAGAUAGGGUAUCACACCCAAAGGAAUCAGAUUUUUUUUUUUCUUUCUUUGAACUUGAGCAACACCCCCCCCCCCCCCCCCCAAAAAAAAAGAAUAUCCAGAUGAGAAGUCGCACUACAACUGCAGAUACUGUGGCUCCAGAAUUCAAACUCUAAGUAUCCUGACGUUCAGUUCAUCCUUCUGCAUUUAUUUUUAUUUCCACGUGUGCUCACUGGAGGGAAAGCUUGGCGCCAUGCUUUAAGAAUUGUUAGCAUUUGGGGAGGAGGAAGUUAUCUGAAGUAAAAGAAACCAAUGUGUGGGUCCGUUGUUCUGGAGGAUAACUGUGCGAUCUCCACGCUGACGUGUGUGACAUGCAGCCUGGAGGCGACACAGUCUUUUAAUCCGACUACAUAGGAAACUUUAAUUGAAAAUGCUGUUAUACAGUACACUCUUAGCUCUGGUUUUUGCUUAAAUGUUAAUGGAUGUGAUUUUUUUUUCUGCUUUAUGAAACGGUUGGAGAUUCUCAGUUUUUGCACUUUUUCCAUAUCAUUCCUAUUUAUAUGGGACCUACAAACUGAUUAUUCUCCAUGCUAAUUUAAUUAGAGUCAAACUGAAAUACGAUCACGGCAUUUGCUUCUUAACUUAUGGACGUCAUCAAACACAAAAAAGGAUUGACUAUAAAUCUUAAUUAAAUGUACAGGAUUAAAGGCAGCGUGUGAAUUUCAUCACUUCAUUUCUGUGUGUCUUUGGAAAA
Messenger RNA from Thalassophryne amazonica, 4469 nucleotides. It is a transcript of the gene ttc17, whose product is annotated as tetratricopeptide repeat domain 17. Gene Ontology annotation, cellular component: actin cytoskeleton; cytoplasm. NCBI's taxonomy places the organism in Eukaryota, Metazoa, Chordata, Actinopteri, Batrachoidiformes, Batrachoididae. Gene Ontology annotation, biological process: cilium organization; actin filament polymerization. The transcript has 25 exons. Gene Ontology annotation, molecular function: protein binding. The record is from RefSeq and is a predicted model, not a curated record. The coding region runs from base 13 to 3627 and encodes 1204 amino acids.